Physcomitrium patens is the source of this 1757-nucleotide messenger RNA. RefSeq lists its product as uncharacterized. The record is from RefSeq and is a predicted model, not a curated record. NCBI's taxonomy places the organism in Eukaryota, Viridiplantae, Streptophyta, Bryopsida, Funariales, Funariaceae.
UUGGAGUCAUAAUAUCAUCUUCAUCAUCAUCUUCUUCAUCAUAUUCUUCUUCGUCUUCUUCAUCAUCUUCGUCUUCUUCCUCGUCGCUCACGUCUUUUUCUUUUCCCUCCUCGAGAUCAUCCAGGCUGCUUUGCAAGCCUGUCUCCUUACCCUGCAGUCACCCCUUCUCAAAACCUUGGGCAUCUUUGUGUUAAGCCUUGUUUCUCGCGUUGCUCAGUUGUGGAAGAGUCCGUUUGUGUGAGCCGCGGGAGAGCCUCGUGUGCUGCCCUGCGGUAGCCUUCCGUCCGCAAACCCUUUCUUCUUCGUUCAGUUCUCGUCGGCUUCGUUCGCGCGCGGAGGUUUUUUCCGUUGGUAUGUGUAUUGGUGGCGAUGUUUUGCGCCAUGGACUUGCUUUGCUUGUCCACUGUGGCGGGAUAGCGCGUUUGUGGAGUGGUGAGAUUUUUAUGUGAUUUUGUAAGCGUGCGGUGAUUUUCUCCGGGGUUGCGUUGGUGUGGAUUGUAGCGGUGGUUGAAGCCAUCGGGGUGGGACGUUGCACGGAGAGAUGGGAGCUGUGACCUCGUCUGUGGCAGCGAGGUUUGCGUUUUUUCCUCCGACGCCUCCGUCUUAUCAGGUAGUUGUAGAUGAGGCGACGGGCAAGUUGCGCAUGACGGAUGUGGCGCCGCGCGAGAAUGUAGAUGUGUUGAAACUGCAGACUAGGCGGAACAACGAGAUUGUGGCGUUAUUUGUGAGGCAUCCGUCGGCGUCCUUGACGCUGCUUUAUUCACAUGGAAAUGCGGCCGACCUAGGUCAAAUGCAUGAGCUGUUUGUAGAGCUUAGUGUUCACCUUCGGAUCAACAUUCUCGGUUAUGAUUACUCAGGAUAUGGUGCAUCCACUGGCAAGCCAAGUGAACCAAACACAUAUGCAGAUAUAGAAGCAGCAUACAAGUGCCUGGAGGGCACGUAUGGUAUUCGCGAAGAGAAUAUUGUGUUAUACGGGCAAUCAGUAGGCAGCGGACCUACUUGUGAUUUGGCUACUCGGCUACCCAGUCUUCGAGGUGUUGUACUUCACAGUCCAAUCCUUUCCGGACUUCGAGUUAUGUACCCAGUGAAACGCACGUACUGGUUUGACAUUUACAAGAACAUUGACAAAAUUGGUCAAAUCUCCUGUCCCGUACUCGUGAUGCAUGGAACGUCUGAUGAAGUAGUUGAUUGGACACACGGUAAGCAACUACAUGAUCUAUCCAAGGAGAAAUACGAGCCGCUGUGGUUGAAAGGUGCUGGUCAUUGUAAUCUGGAAUUGUAUCCAGAAUACAUCAAGCACCUCCGCAAGUUCCUUCAAUCAUUGGAGCGAUCUCCUGACAGCACUAAGAAGUCCUUGGAAUCAGCCUAGACCUAAUUUCAGUCGAAUGUGUUCAAGAAUCUUCUUUCGGGAGUUUGUAUAUAACGCCUUGCUGCGGUUUACAUGUUUCAGGAGCUUUCUGGUCUGGCCCGACUAACUCUGAUAGUGCUUAGGAAAAGGUGGAUUUCGUUUAUUGAGUCUGACUUAGCAUUUCACUAGUGGUACUUCCGAUUAGUUUUUCACAAAGCUUUCCCAAGUUAGUGGAGCAGUAGAAGUUUCUUCAAGUGGACCAAAAAGGCUAUGCUAUUUUGUUUUUAUUACAGGGUGCAAGUUCGUUCUUAGAAAUGUAUUGCUGAUUGUGAAUGUUUUGUCCAGCAUGCGUCACCAAUCAUUGUAGUCGAAAUAAAGUCAUCCUUUCAAAAGGUCGUUUGUGGCGUCA